AUGGCAUUGCAAGAUGAUGAUCCUCACGAGAGACAGAAUGAGACUGCCGACCUAGGGCAGUACCUCUCAGAUGCCUAUGGACCAUGUCUUUGCGAGCCGACUCCUUCCACGACAGGCUGCCAUCACACGAACAUAUUCGGUCCAAGAUCCUCCCCAGGAAGACCUCAGCUAAAGAGGGGUCAGGAGAACAACGUCCUCAUAUACUCGGGCUGCUUCAAUCCGCCGCACCUGGGCCAUUACAGUCUCCUCCGACGGGCAUUCGAAGGCAGCCAAGAUCUCAACGUCAUCGCUGCCGUCGUAUAUCCGGUCAGCACGAGAGUACUGGAACGCAAGGCCGAAAGGAGGCAGCAAUGGCUCAUGUUCAACAUGGCCGACCGCUUUGAAGACAUGUGGAGUCGUGUUCUGGGAGCAGUCAAGCGAGACGGCUUCAAUCUCAAGUUCAUUGAGGUAGCAGGACCUGAUCAUGUCGUUCCCACGCGUGUAUUCAAGCCGUUUGAGUGGGAUUUCGGAAUCUACAGAACUAUCUUGAGCAAUGCUGGAAGAGAGUCUGAUCUUCUUCAACCUGGAGGUCAACUCGAGAGAAUGCGUGGAUAUGGGUACUGGGAGGAUGCCAUCGACUAUACCAAAGCUGCGAAUCCAAAAAACGACUAUCCAGACUCGAAGCACGAUAUGGUCGAGGACAUGGAGCGAACCAUUGUCAGCAAGCCUCGCUUUGUGCUACCCUCACCCACAUCGACCGUCGGGGCAAAUACACAGCCACAUGAAGUGGAUGGUCGCAUCCCAGACACGGACAACGAACCAGUUGCAGUCACCGACGCUCUCUCUGAAACAUGCAUAUCAGAAAACGAUGCUGGUUCAUACAAGAAGACGGAACACGGAAGCAACAUUAUUGUUCCCGAGAGACGGAAAAUCAAAGUUUGCCGACGAAUUGGCGACUCGGAAACUUGGGUUCGCUUCGUUCCAGCGGAUGCCACGCCCUUGACAUUCAGCUCAACCCGGAUUCGGCGUAUUCUGGAAGGAGGCUUUCCGAAGGAUGGGCAUCUGGCGGGAACUAGUUGGACGCGAAGUAUGCUGGAGGACGAGACCCUUGAUAGUGUCAAGGAAAUGGUCCUGCAUCCGGAGGUACUAGCAAGGAUUAUGCUUCAACGACAUGGAAUUCAACGGCUUGACGAGGCUUGA
Messenger RNA from Colletotrichum costaricense, 1179 nucleotides. RefSeq lists its product as uncharacterized. Lineage: Eukaryota; Fungi; Ascomycota; Sordariomycetes; Glomerellales; Glomerellaceae. The record is from RefSeq and is a predicted model, not a curated record. Bases 1 to 1179 code for a protein of 392 amino acids. Gene Ontology annotation, biological process: biosynthetic process. The transcript has 3 exons. Gene Ontology annotation, molecular function: catalytic activity.